UAAAAAAACAUUAACCUCAAUUUGCAGAUUUCUAUUUUUGUUUACAUGUUUACCUGUGAUCUGUAAUGUUUACUUUUAAUCUGGUCAUCUGGAUCUCAUGAUAUGAAUUCGUUCUCUGUGUCCAAUUUCCAUAGCCAUAAUAUUAAGUUUCAUUUCAUAUUUUUAUUUAUUGUAAUGCAACAGACUUAAUUAUCAGCUUUAUAUAAUGACUAGUAAAUCCCACAGUUAUUGUUCAGUGAAGGAAUGUAAAAACUAUUUAUCAGAAAAUAUAUCUUUGCAUCGCUUUCCCAGAGAUCCGAAACUAGCAAUGCAGUGGAAAAUUAAACUGAAAAUUUCUAAACCACUUAGCAAAUGUAUGUGUGUUUGCAGUGAACAUUUUGAUAAAGAAGAUUUUACACUGAAUACCAGAGAUAGAAAAUUGAAAAGACUGAAGAUAGGAGUUAUUCCAUCUCAGAAAAUUCCUAAAGAAAUAUCCACCAAAAGAAAAAAACCAAAGAAUGGUGGAUCCCUCAGGACAUGGUCCAGAGUCAGUAGUGAUGAUUUGAGUAAGAGUAUUCAACUUCUAGCAGAUAUUUCUGUGGGGGAUGAAGAUCCCUCCCUCAGGAAAAGACAAUCGCGAAGACAACUUACUCAGUAUCAUGAAACAAUUACCAACAGAUUGAACGUAUUUGUUGACGAAGAAGUGCAGACAAGUUUCCCUUUCAACAACUUAGAUGUGAUGAAUUCUGACUACAGUAUAAAAUGUUUUACUGGGGUUCAUCCAACGCUUAUAAAUACUCUGGUAGACUGCAGUAAUAAUGCUUUAACUUGCAAUUCUAAUGACAUUCCUGAUAACCUCAAAUUGAGAAUUGUGUUGGUGUUAUUUAAACUGAAGCGCAAUCUAUCUUUUGAUUGCCUAGCCAUUAUAUUUAAUUUACCAAAAACCACGUGUACAAAAUAUUUUUAUUCAACUUUAUCACUUCUUGCGACAGUUUUAAGACCUAUUGUGAAAUGGCCCACAAAAGAAGAGAUACAAGCCAACACUCCAAGAUGUUCAAAACAUUUUGAGAACACCAGAGUAGUGCUGCAUUGCACUGAAAUAAAAGUUCGAAAAAGCAAGAUUUUGACUGACAGACUUGAAAGUUUCUUGUAUUUCAAAAAUACUCUUGCCCUAAAAGUUCUAACAGGAAUCACACCAUCAGGUUUAAUAGCCUACGUUGGUCCUUGCUAUGGAGGGAAAACUAGUAAUGAAGCAAUUUUCAAUGGAUGUGACUUCACAUCCCCAUUGGAUCCAAGUGAAGACUUAGUGGUGAAUAAAAGUUUUUGGAUUGGGAAGGAAAGUGAAGAUUAUUUAGUUGAAAUCAUUCAGCCCUCAUUUCUAGAUAAAAAACAAUUAUCAGAGGAAGAAGCUACUCUCACUUCAAAUACUCCAAGAACACGGAUUCAUAUAGACAGAGUAAUUCAGAAAAUGAAAUCAUUUAAAAUCAUUUCAUCUCAGAUUGAAUGGUUUAUGAUUCCUCACAUGGAUGAUGCAAUGAUAGUUAUCGCAGGUUUGCUAAACUUGUCUCCACCUAUUCUCUCCAGUGAGCUUUUUUGAAUGAAAUUAUUUUGUUUGAUCCAUUCAAAAUAGUGUAACAAUUUGUUGAUUACAUUUAUUGUAUAUGUUUGCUUUCAAAGAACAUUAAUUAAAGUCUCAUAUUCA
This is a messenger RNA of Leptinotarsa decemlineata (Colorado potato beetle), 1681 nucleotides long. RefSeq lists its product as uncharacterized. The record is from RefSeq and is a predicted model, not a curated record. Lineage: Eukaryota; Metazoa; Arthropoda; Insecta; Coleoptera; Chrysomelidae.